Molecule: messenger RNA, 1122 nt
Organism: Ascochyta rabiei
Lineage: Eukaryota; Fungi; Ascomycota; Dothideomycetes; Pleosporales; Didymellaceae
Exons: 2
Coding region: 1-1122 (373 amino acids)
Source: RefSeq, a predicted model, not a curated record
AUGCCUGCGCCACUUGCCAAAGGCCUCAUAAUCGCCGCGUCUGUCCUAGUCGCCGCUGGCAUUGCUAUCUACGAGAACCCUCAAGUUCGACAAUGGGUUGAUCAGUCUCGACGCAAGAUUGCCGUAGCCCUGCAUUCUCUCGGCGAUGACAUCCAGCCGCGCCGACCGAGCGAGUCGUCCGAUGACUUCGAAGAGAGGAAGAAAAGGCGGGAAGAGCUGACUAGGAUGAAUCGGAAUGAAUUGAUUAGACGGGCUCGUGAGGAAGGCAUAGCAGUCGACCUGGACGAGCUCGCCAUGAUUGGAACAGAGGAUGCUGCGCUCGCCGAGAGGAGGUCGCGUGCCAACAGAACUAAGAACUUCGAUGAGCUUGUUGGCAGCGAUGGCAUGCUUAGACAAGAAGCAACCACCACUGGCACUGAGAGAUCGGACGGUGGGUUGAGAAAGCGAGGUAUGGCUGGUUUCGCAGCUGGCACCGCCGCCGCAGCAGCCAUGUCGAACCCCUUCGCAGAUGAGAACGUUCUUUUCGACGUUGGCGACGACGACAACGAGGCCCCUUCACCCAAGCCUUUCAUCUAUGAGGAGCCUACAGACGGCUCGCGAUCUGCUACGCUUGAAGCUGGGACACCUCCCAUCGAAGCCCCUCGCGCGCCAACUUUCGAGACGCCUCUUAUCGACCUGGCCUCCGAACCUCAAUCUGUCUACCUGCACCCCGAAACUCACCUACCAUCUCCAAUCACGCCCCUGCAAACCUCUGAGGCCGAACAGGCUGCCCAGUCCUUCUACUCUUUCACCUCAUCCAGCGAGCAAGACGACCAAUUCGAAGAUAUGUCUGCCGGAACUCUUACACCCCGCUCUGAACGAUCAGCUACGACCGGUGCAUCUAUUGUGCCCAGCCAUGCCGAUGAUAUUGCGAUACUGAGCAUGCAAAACGAUGGGGACCACGACGCACGAUCCGAGGUGUUCUCCGAGAGUGGUUUUACGGAUGCUGAAUUUAGUGAUUUCGAACAAGGAGACAGGACUGGUGUCAUGACCCCCAACUCUUGGACAGAUGUCGGCAGUGACAAUGAGAGCGAGUGGGAUGGGCCACAGGGAAAUGGACAUGUGAGCCAGAUCCACCAGUAA